Sinocyclocheilus rhinocerous is the source of this 1992-nucleotide messenger RNA. RefSeq names its product smoothelin. NCBI's taxonomy places the organism in Eukaryota, Metazoa, Chordata, Actinopteri, Cypriniformes, Cyprinidae. The record is from RefSeq and is a predicted model, not a curated record. The coding region runs from base 107 to 1849 and encodes 580 amino acids. The transcript is spliced from 11 exons. Gene Ontology annotation, molecular function: protein binding.
UCGUCUGUAACUAUUACAAGGCGAUUUGCUCUGAUUGUUCUCGUAAACUUUUAUUUUUGGAGCUUUUAAAGAUUAUUUGGCACCUAGAGAAGCAGACAAACAUACCAUGCCUGGCGUCAGAUUGGACCCCACGCCAGAUCUAGGCGACCAAGUCAGUCUUCAGGACAAUCUGGAUCAAGAUUGUGCCGAGUCGGGCCUAGAGGCCGUGAUCGGAGACCUCCUGUUACAGACGGUUGCCGACGAUGAAGACGAAAAAGCAACUGAUGAACGUUUUUAUGAGCUGGAACUCAGUCUUCAGCGAGCCGUGCAAGAGGUACAUUGCGAUUUGAAGGUUUUCGGCAAAACUAUACAGGCACGUCUGGAGGAAGCGACAGCCCAGGUCACGCCUGUUGUUGAGGCCAUCGCCGCCUUACAGCAGGAGAACGCGAGUUUAAGGAUCCAGCAGGAGACGCUUGCAAGGCAAGUAAUGGAGCUUUGCAGUGCCCUUGGACUGCCUGGACCAAAACUGAUGCAAGAGCAAGACGUCGAUCCAGCAAACGGCAAUCCAUCUGAUGGUGAAGUCAACCCAGUGCUACACCCUCCUACCUUUGCUGCAGUUUGCCGCACAUCAUCUGUGUCAUCUCCCACCGGCAGGGUCUCGCGUAGCAAUAGCAUGAUGGAGACGGAGCCCAUUUCUCUUGUGGGUGAAUCUGUGUGCGAGGCAUCCCGUGACGUCCCUGUGCUUCCUAACGGAUCAUCCAUGACCUCCAUCAAAAGUGAGGUGCAAAGUGAGAAGCUGAACUCAGAGAAGCUGCAGGAGAUUGAGGACGAGGAGAUCCUGGACAAAAUGCUUGAUGAUUGCAAAGACUUUGAAGAAAGGAAAAUGAUCAGGACUGCAAUGAGAGAACUGCGAAAGAAAAAGCGAGAGGCUAGGCUGGGAUGCACACAGGAGGAAAUGGACCAGAGAGAGAAGGAGCGAGAUCAGCGUCUGCUGGAGCUCAGGCAGCAGCGGGAGGAGAGAUCUCAGAAAGCCCGUGUGGGUGCAGACACCAGUGAGGUCGUGGUGAAGAAGAUCGAGCGCUCCACUGACGGCUCCGCUAUCAGUCACAUCACCAAUCGCGUUUCCCAUUCAGAUGAUGCUGGCAGGACGUCCCGCAGCACUAUCAUGGAAUCCAGCUAUGUUCAAAAGACAGACAAGGGAACCGUGCAAACAAAAUCCUACAGUUACUCCAGCACCACGUCCACUAGGAAGGUCGGCAGUGUUUUUGACCGUGAGGACAACACAUCUCGUACCUCCAGCAGAACAUCAGCUCUUGAGCGCAGACAGGCGGAGAGAACGGAGCUGAUGAGGGCUCAGACAUUACCCAAGACAUCUGCAGCACAGGCACGAAGAGCCAUGAUCGAGAAGCUGGAGAACACUGGAGGCUCUGGAGGCAACUCGGCCAUUGCUCAAGUAAACAAGGUGCAGCGCUCCACAAGCUUUGGUGUCCCCAACGCCAACUCCAUCAAACAGAUGCUGCUGGACUGGUGCAGAUCCAAGACCCGUUCCUAUGAGAAUGUGAACAUCCAGAACUUCUCCUCCAGCUGGAGUGACGGGAUGGCGUUCUGCGCUCUGGUGCAUAACUUCUUUCCAGAGGCCUUCGAUUACUCCAACCUCAGUCCCGCAAACCGCAAGCAGAACUUUGAGGUGGCCUUCAGCACAGCAGAGGCCCAUGCUAACUGCAUGCCCCUGCUGGAGGUGGAGGACAUGAUGAUUAUGGGUAAGAAACCAGACCCCAAGUGUGUGUUCACAUACGUGCAGUCACUGGUGAACCAUCUGCGCAAGCAUGAGAUGAUGAUGGCGCGUGCGCAGCGGACCCCUGACUUCUGAUGCUCGCUUUACCUGCGGUUUUCAUUCUGAUCCGGUUACAUUUCCACAGUUAAGAUUGUGUUUACUGUCCAGACAGAUCCAAACAGCUCCUUCUGUAACAGCUGUAAAAACUCAAUAGGGAUUUUUUUUUACACUAGUUUGUU